Messenger RNA from Drosophila kikkawai, 2097 nucleotides. RefSeq names its product homeotic protein ocelliless. Gene Ontology annotation, cellular component: cytoplasm. Lineage: Eukaryota; Metazoa; Arthropoda; Insecta; Diptera; Drosophilidae. Gene Ontology annotation, biological process: negative regulation of Wnt signaling pathway. The record is from RefSeq and is a predicted model, not a curated record.
CAAAAUAAACAGAAAAGGAAACAGCAACAGCAAAGAAAACAGCAACUAAAAAGAAGCGAUAAAAAAUUCAAAAGUCCUGGAUUAUUUUGAAUUUUUUUCAUACAUCUUAAAUUGAACAAAGACAAAAGCGGCAGCUUUACCAAGCUAACGGUAAACAGCAAAGUGAAAUCUCACGCAAAAAAAAAGGAAAAAACAAAAAAGCAACAACACAAACACAUAUUGAAAAAGCAAAGGCAGACAGACGUAGAGGAAGAAGCAGCAGCAGCAAGUGCAAGAGAGAAAGAGCUGUAAAACAAGAGCGGAUCAAAGGAGAGCGUGUGUGUCUUCCUUAUUUUGAGAAAAAAGUCACAAAAACUCUUGAAAGCUAGUAAAAAAAAAAUAUUAUAAAAGACCUGGAACUGAGCCAUAAGCACACGUACAAGCAAGAAAAAGGAACAAAAUCAAAGGAGCAAAGCGAAUAUAUAUACGCUCCAAAAGCGCACAAUGACCUUGCCAACAAACACAAAUGCGAGCAGCGGCGGCAACAGCAGCAAUCACAGUAAUACUCAAAACAGUAACUGCAACAGCAGCAGCAGUGACGAAGAUUCAGACAUUUUUGGACCGCCCCGCUGCUCACCACCGAUUGGUUACCACCACCAUCGCUCCCGCGUCCCGAUGAUCUCACCGAAGCUGCGACAGCGCGAAGAACGCAAGCGCAUCCUGCAGCUGUGCGCCCACAAGCUGGAGCGGAUCAAGGACUCUGAAGCGAAUCUGCGGCGCAGCGUGUGCAUUAACAACACCUACUGUCGUCUAACCGAUGAGCUGCGGCGCGAGAAACAAAUGCGUUACCUGCAGAAUCUGCCCAGAACCGACAGCAGCGCCACCACCACCACCGAACUGGCGCGUGAGAAUCUCUUCCAGCCGAACAUGGAUGAUGCCAAGCCGGCGAGCAAUGGCCAAAGCAAGUCCUUGUCCUACGGCGACUCGUCUUCAUACAACUCCUCCUCCUCCUCCUCCUCCACAUCGUCCUCCAACUCCUGCUCCUCCUCGACUGCCUCCUCUUUGAAUAUGUCCUCCUCCAGUGGGCGUGGCAAUGUCUGCGUCUCUUUGGAAAAUCAACCGCCCUCGUCGCGCCAACAGCUGAUGACCACACCGGCUGGGGCAUCCGGCGCACCGGCGGCUGCUAACUCAGCGCCGCUAUCCGUUUCCGGCUCUGCCUCGGCCUCGGCCAGCAUCGGACGGAAACGUCACCUGUCCAGCAGCAAUCUGGUGAACGAUCUGGAGAUACUCGACCGAGAGCUAAGCGCCAUCAAUGCACCGAUGCUGCUAAUCGAUCCGGAGAUAACCCAGGGUGCCGAGCAACUGGAGAAGGCGGCGCUCUCGGCCAGCCGCAAGCGUUUGCGGAGCAAUAGCGGCAGCGAGGACGAGAGCGAUCGUUUGGUGCGCGAGGCCCUGUCCCAGUUCUAUAUACCGCCGCAGCGACUUAUCUCCGCCAUUGAGGAUUGUCCACUGGAUGUGGUCGGUCUGGGAAUGGGCGGCAGCAGUGGCAUUGGUAUGGGAGGCGGCGGUGGCAUGACCAUGGGAAUUGGAAUUGGAAUCGGGGGAGGAUCAGGCGCUGGCGCCGAGAUGGGUUCCACCAUGAGCAUGAGCAAGCGGAGCAAGCUGAAUGACCAUCAUCAUCAUCUUGGCCACCAUCAUCACCACAGUCUGCACCACCACCAUCAUCAUCAUCACCACCACCUGGAGCUGGUGGACUUUGAUAUGAACCAGAAUCAAAAGGACUUUGAGGUCAUUAUGGAUGCUUUGCGUCUGGGAACGCCGACGCCGCCGAGCGGCGCCAGCAGCGAUUCGUGCGGCCAGGCGGCGAUGAUGAGCGAAUCGGCCAGCGUUUUCCACAAUCUGGUGGUCACGUCGCUGGAGACAUGAAAGUACCAGUAAGGAGCAGGAGCAGACAAAGAUUAUAAAGUAAAAAUACAAAAAAAAAAAAAAAACAAAAAACAAAGGAAAAAGGAAAAAAGAAGAAAACAAAACAAAACUUAGGCUAUGACAACCUUAGCCUUAAGCUAACUUUUAAGUCCACAAAAGUAAAGAAAAAAGAGAAAUGAAACCCCCGAAGGA